AUGUUUGAUGCUUUUCAUCAAUCACCCCAUGGAGAAUUCAAACCCACUUUUUAUAAUCCUUUUGAAGUGAAACAUAGACGUCGUACUUCCCGUCAACAGUUAAAAGUUCUCGAAAAGGCCUUCAACGAAAAUCCAAAACCCCAUGCUGCUGUUCGUCAAGCGCUGGCUCUUAAGUUAAAUAUGACCCCUCGUGGUGUGCAGGUCUGGUUUCAAAACAGACGUGCAAAAGCAAAGAAA
Messenger RNA from Rhizophagus irregularis DAOM 181602=DAOM 197198, 237 nucleotides. Lineage: Eukaryota; Fungi; Glomeromycota; Glomeromycetes; Glomerales; Glomeraceae. The record is from RefSeq and is a predicted model, not a curated record.